Fusarium subglutinans is the source of this 1197-nucleotide messenger RNA. RefSeq lists its product as uncharacterized. NCBI's taxonomy places the organism in Eukaryota, Fungi, Ascomycota, Sordariomycetes, Hypocreales, Nectriaceae. The coding region runs from base 1 to 1197 and encodes 398 amino acids. The transcript has a single exon. The record is from RefSeq and is a predicted model, not a curated record.
AUGGGGAGAAAACUACCAUGGAAGACAUCUUCGACUCCUUCGGGCCCUGAAAGGAAAACUUCAGUCAAGUCGGAGAGUCCACUACCCACACCAUCACGAGCGCCCGUUCCAGGCACGCCCUCAGCUUCCCGUAAGAAACCGCGUCGCGAGUGCGUGAUAGAGGCAGAAGGUAUUCCAGACUCAACACUUUCAUCAAAACUACAAAGAAACCGACAAUAUCAUGCAGAUGCCACACGCAGUCCUUCGACCUCGCCUCCGCCGGAACCGCCCAAAGAAAGGUCCAUCUCACUCCCAGACUCACACUCUUACCACACGCUAAUCAGACUCAGAUUCAUGAGACCAGGCCUCGACCACGAUGACAGAUAUCGUAUAGUGGAAGACGAAUUUGUCAAUAUGGCUCACCAGUUCACACUUCACAUUCAUACUUCUGAAUACAACCGUUUGAAGAAUUUGGCUAAACACCAAAACGCAGACACAAUCCGCGAGAUUGAGAGGCCUGUAGUCGGCGCGCCAACCCUUCUUACAAGACAUCGUCAGGAGGACGUGCGCCGCAACGCUAAACAACGCAAGCUCUUGGGUACUGACGCAAACCAGAAGAAGGACUCCCCUUACGUAGGGUCAAGUCUGCAAGGUCUCAUGGAGAGUCCCAGAAAGGAGCACAAGUGGAUAUCAACAAGUCUAGCUGAUACCGCAGCAACGAGAGCUUCAGCGGGUUUCAAUUCGCAGAAGAUUAGCCCGCUACGGUCAAAGCAAGGAAUAAAUUCAUCCUCAGUAAAGAAGAGGCAGAUCCCUUUGGGCGAUGACGAUGAGACCGAUGAUGAAGGAGACGACCUAGAUCUGACUACGCCUUCGCGCACUGCAAUUACAAAGACAGCACGCACGACACAUAUGUCUAGUCCAGCAAUGCCACGGCCAGCUCCUCGGUCAGCGUUUAGUACUCCUCGCACACUGAAGUCAGCUAUAAACACAACUUCGAGGCCGGGCUCUAGCGUUGAGCGACCAACGACAGCACCUGGAGGAAGCGAAGCGCGUAAGAUAACCAAAAGCCGCGAUGCUCAAGAAGACAUCGAUGACGACGAUCCUUUUGGGAUCAACAAACGAAGGAUUCAACGCCAAAAGUCAAGGGACCAGUUCCGCAAAACGGAAGUGAAAACACGCUCUAAGCCAUCACUCGACGAUAUCCCUUCAUUCCUCUGA